AUGGCUAUCGAGAACUUCCCUUUGGAGGCAGACUAUGUCAUCGUGGGAGGGGGAACUGCAGGCUUGGUCCUCGCCUCCCGACUCUCUGAGGACCCCACAAAGACCGUCGUAGUCCUCGAAGCCGGGAAAGAUAUGACUGAAGAUACUCGGGUACAAAUCCCAGCUCUGUGGACCACUCUGAUGGGAUCAGAGGUAGAUUGGCAACUGAAAACGGCUCCUCAGUAUGCCUUGGGUAACCGAAUUGUCAAGUUGACGCAGGGCAAGCUUCUAGGAGGCAGUUCCGGUAUCAAUGGUCAAGCUUUCAUCGCACCAUCUCAAGCCGGAAUCGACGCCUGGUCGAAAUUGGGAGCGGCGGGUUGGACGUGGGAGAAUCUCCACCAGUAUUAUAAAAGGGCCUAUACCCUCCAGCUCCCAGAUCCUGCCACUUGCGAGCAUAUUGGUCUUGCCUGGGUGGAUGACCAAUGCCAUGGGUCAUCAGGCCCGCUCAAGAUUUCCUUUCCCGCCGUCAUUCAAGACCCACUGGCCAAAGCGUGGGUUGACACCUUUAAUACGAUCGGUCACGGUGUCACAGCGGACCCGUUUUCUGGUAGUGCCCUUGGGGGAUAUAGCAAUAUGGCCGCGGUCGAUUUUAAGACCAAAACUAGAAGUUAUGCUGCGACGGGUUAUGGCCUCCCGGCAAAACAGCGACCGAAUGUCGACAUUGUGACAGAGGCAUUGGUCAAUAAGGUUCAUUUCAACAGAACCAAUGACACAGAGGUCACAGCUACCGGGGUUGAGAUCACUAUGAACGAGAAAUCCUAUACCAUCAAAGCUAAGAAAGAGGUCAUUAUCUCGGCCGGUGCUCUCAACACGCCGAAGAUUCUAGAGCUCUCUGGAAUUGGAGACGAGAACAUUCUUCGUCAGUUCAACAUUCCUGUCGUUUUAAGUAACCCUAAUGUUGGGGAGAAUCUCCAGGAUCAUCUUAUGACCGGCAUUAGCUUUGAAGUUGCCGAGGAAGUGGCCACAGGGGAUCCUCUAUUGCGUCAGGAACAUGAGGCCGUACAGAAAGCUAUGCAGCUGUACGCUGAACACAAAGCAGGCCCUAUGACUAUAGGUGGUGUACAGUCAAGCGCCUACAUGCCUUUUCUGGACGACUAUGGAGCUAAGAAUCAAGGAUUCACGAAGGAGCAUAUGGACCGCUUCCUCCCGGACCCUAACGACCGAGAUCAGGCGGUCCGCGACAUCCUCGAACAACCCGAUUCCCCUAAGUGCCAAAUGUUCAUGUUCCUUGCCCAGGCAAAUCUACAUGAGACAGGCAAGAGCUUUGUUGGCCAGGAUCUUCUGCCUGGCAACUAUCUCAGUUUAGGUAUCAUACAGAGUCUGCCCUUCUCUCGUGGCAGCGUCCACAUUUCGUCAGCCGGCCCUAGUGACCAGCAGACUGUUGACCCCCGCUACUUUUCUCAUCCUUUGGACUUGGACAUCAUGGCGCACAACUUGCUGGAUGUCGAGAAACUGCACAAGGCGGAACCUCUGGCCCAUUUCCUGAAACCAGCCGGGCGACGCAAUCAUCCCGAUGCGUUCCUCACAGAUAUUGAAUCGGCCAAAAAAUAUCUCCGCGAUACCGCGACUACAACUUACCACCCCUGCGGUACCGCAGCGAUGCUCCCAAAGAAGGGCGGUGGAGUAGUGGAUGAAAAGCUGCGGGUAUACGGGACGACCAAUUUGCGGGUCUGUGAUGCCAGUAUCUUUCCGCUGAUACCAGCAGCCAACAUCAUGUCUACGGUUUAUGCCGUGGCUGAACGAGCCGCGGAAAUUAUCAAGGCCGAUUCAUAA
This is a messenger RNA of Penicillium lagena, 1812 nucleotides long. Its product is annotated as GMC family oxidoreductase. The record is from RefSeq and is a predicted model, not a curated record. The coding region runs from base 1 to 1812 and encodes 603 amino acids. NCBI's taxonomy places the organism in Eukaryota, Fungi, Ascomycota, Eurotiomycetes, Eurotiales, Aspergillaceae. The transcript is spliced from 2 exons. Gene Ontology annotation, molecular function: oxidoreductase activity, acting on CH-OH group of donors; flavin adenine dinucleotide binding.